AUUUGGUCUUCAAUUUUUGCUUUUAUUGCACUCAUCUAUUUUCACUGGCCUUUGCAGCUUUAUUUCUCUUCCAUUUCCUACGUGUAUGCAUAUCUUCUUUGUUUAACCCGUAUUUUUGUUACCAAACUUAAAUUUUUGUUAGAUCACUUGCGUUUUUGAGUUGGUGGGUUGUUUUCUGAGAAAGACAGGUACAGAGAGUCUGUAGGGAAAAGGAAAAUGUGAAUGCAGGCUUUCAUAGUUUCUGGUUACAUGUUUUUCUGUUAUUUGGUUCCUUAAAAGAUCAAAGUUGGAUAGAUGUUUGAAGCCUUUUGAGAGAUAAUAAUGGGGAAGCAAGGGGCUUCGAGAAGUCUGCGCCCUGAGUCUCAAAGUGAGGGAAUGUCAUUAGGAAUGAAAGGUUAUCAGAUUAGAUGUUCAGAAUCUUUGUGUGGGAAUAAUCCUUCUAUUGGCAGGAGACUUUCAGGAGAAGAUAUAAACUCGAGUUCGAAACCUGGAUCAAUUCACAGAUCGAAACAUGAUUUUUCCAAAAUUAGUGCUUCUAAGGGAUCCUAUGGGGGCAAAAGGCAUUUUUGGCUUCAAAAGCAUGUGAGGUCAAUUUUGUUUAUGAUCGGAGUGAUUGGCUUUGUUUUCUUGGUUGAUUCUUUAACAUUAUCCAUAGUCAAUUUGAUUAUUCGCCGGAACAGCCAAUUUUCCAGAAAAUUAAGUGGUGCCAAGGAUGAUAACGAUGCCCAUAUUCACAAAGAAAAAUCACCAAUUCAGAUGUAUGACCGCCUCGUGCAUUUGGCUUCUAGUUCUCUUGCUGAGAUUGAGUUUAAGCCAGAGAAAUCAAGCCUGUGGAAGGAACCGUAUCUUCAGGCCUCUGCAUGGGUACCCUGUGCAGAUGGAAACAUUGGAAAAGAUUUAGAGAAGCCUGAUAAGACUAAUGGAUAUGUAAUAAUUAGCGCAAAUGGUGGUCUUAAUCAACAACGAGUAGCUAUCUGCAAUGCUGUUGCACUUGCAUCUCUUCUUAAUGCAACUCUGGUUAUUCCAAGAUUUCUCUACAGCAAUGUAUGGAAUGAUCCAAGCCAGUUUGGUGACAUAUACCAAGAAUAUUACUUCAUGAAUACUCUGAAAGAUGAUGUACAUAUUGUCAAGGAACUCCCUUCUUACUUAAAGUCUUUAGAUCUAGAGGCAAUUGGUAGUCAGAUUACUGAUGCAGAUAUUGCGAAAGAGGCGAAGCCCACAGAUUACAUUAGAACCGUUCUCCCUCUUCUUUUGCAGAAUGGAGUUGUUCACUUCCUUGGCUUUGGAAAUCGGCUUGGCUUUGAUCCCAUACCUUUCGACCUUCAGAGAUUAAGAUGUAAAUGCAACUUCCAUGCUCUGAAGUUUGUACAAAAAAUCCAACAAGUUGGUUCUUUAUUGGUCAAAAGGAUAAGAAAAUACGAUGCCGUAAAAAGUAUGCUGGAUAAACAAUUGCUCGGGAACUUCAUAGACUAUGUGCCAUCCAAAGAGGUUGGAGUUGUUGGAGGUCCUACAAAGUAUCUUGCUUUACACUUGAGAUUUGAAGUGGAUAUGGUUGCAUACUCCCUCUGUGACUUUGGAGGAGGAGAAACUGAGAAGAAGGAGCUUCAAGCAUACAGAGAAACCCAUUUUCCUCUGCUGAUUGAGCGUUUGAAGAAGUCAAAAACAAUUUCUACAACAGAGUUGAGAAUGUCGGGUAGAUGUCCCUUGACACCAGAAGAAGCAGCACUUGUUCUAGCCAGUCUUGGAUUCAAACAUAGAACUUACAUUUAUUUGGCUGGAUCUCACAUAUAUGGUGGUAAUUCUAGGAUGCGGACUUUCACCAACCUCUAUCCUAACCUAGUCACAAAGGAAACUCUUCUUACUCCCAGUGAACUUGCACCAUUUCAAAACUUCUCUUCUCAGCUCGCAGCAUUGGAUUUUAUUGCCUGUGCAAGUGCUGAUGUCUUUGCCAUGACCGACUCUGGAAGCCAACUAUCAUCUCUGGUGUCUGGAUUUCGAACUUACUACGGAGGUGGCAAUGCUCCUACUUUAAGACCAAACAAAAAGAGGUUAGCAGCAAUCUUGUCCGAGAAUAAGACCAUAAGCUGGAACACUUUUGAAGAUAGAGUUAGAAAGAUGAUUGAGGAAGGUCAAAGAGUCCGGACCAGAGGGUUUGGCAGAAGCAUCUAUCGGCAACCAAGGUGCCCGGAAUGCAUGUGCAAAUCCACUACUGUACAAGUAUAACCUUCUCCGGCUCCAUCCUGGCUUGCAUAUAAAUGCAUAUUUACAUAUAUCCUCCCCUCUUCAGCUUUUUGAUAUUCUAUUCAUUCGUUCAUUCUUAUUUAGUAUGAUCUGCUUCACAACUGGCACAUUUUGCUUGUCCACUAUAUCAUAGUUCAGUAGUGAGAGAAGAGGUGCUUGUAAAUUUUUCACAUUCACAUGUUGGCUGCAUGAGUUACUGGGGUGAAAGUGUAGAUGAUGCAUCAACACAUCAUUCCGUUCUGGCUGGUUAUACCUUCUUCAAAGAUUAAAUUCUAUGAAGUACAAAUCAAUAAUGUCACUGAUAAAAAAUAGAAAAUAUAGGUCUCUUCUUUCAAGACUAAGCUAGCUUUAUUUUUUCAACUCGAAUAUUCCGAGCAAAGUGAGUA
Messenger RNA from Momordica charantia (bitter melon), 2627 nucleotides. Its product is annotated as O-fucosyltransferase family protein. Lineage: Eukaryota; Viridiplantae; Streptophyta; Magnoliopsida; Cucurbitales; Cucurbitaceae. The record is from RefSeq and is a predicted model, not a curated record.